AUGCAAGUAAAAUUUGUGAUAGAAAAAGAUUUAUUGCAUAAUCUCUCUAUCAAUUUACUAGUGUUUAGUUACUUGAAAGAAUUAAAAAAUAUAAGACUCGCAUUAAAAAUAGCUGUAAAGCCUUUGGGAGAGCACAGAGUUAUGUAAGAACUAAGUCUUAAUCAUUUAUCGAUUGAUAUUAUUAAUAUUAUAAUUAUUAUAGAUUUAUAAAUGGACAAUCAAAUAAAAGUUGUCAUUCGAUUUAAGUCCAUUUUAGCUAUAGAAGAAGAGUCUGUAAAUUUUCCUUAAUCUCAAGUCUCCUAAUUGGAUAAUUGAAGAAGAAGCAAUUACAUAUAAAAAUACAAAACAAGAUGAGAUCUUUGAAUUUGAUGUUAUUAUGCCUCCGGCUACAUUGUAAGAGGAAAUAUUCUCAUCUAUUAUGUUGCCUAAGAUCAGUUUUUUGUAACUUUCCAUAAUUAAAUAACUAGUCUCUAAGGGUACAAUAGUGCAGUCUUUGCUUAUGGGGCAACUUCUUCGGGCAAAACAUAUACAAUCUUAGGCCCAGAAAGUACAAUAGAGCAGAUCCUCAAUAAUAAGUUUAAUAUAGAUUAAAGUUCUGGUAUACUCCCAAGAUCAAUCUAUCAAAUUGUCGAUGUAAACACUAUUAAUAAUUAAGGGAUAUCAAAAAAUAAAACAAUAGGAAUCAUAGUAAUAGGUGACUCUCAAAGCCACCUACGUUGAAAUCUAUAACGAGUAAAUUUUUGAUCUCUUAAACUAACAAUAUAAAACAAACAAUCAGAAGUUAGAUCUCAAAGUAUUUCACUUUAAAUUUCUUAGAUUAGCACUAUAGCUGAUGGUCCCAAGUUGAUGGGAGUGAGGGAAGUUCAAGUUGAAUCUGUGAAUGAUCUUAUGGAAUUAAUAGCCUUUGGCAGUUAUAAUAGAGCAAUUGGAGCAACUCAACUAAAUUCCAGAUCCAGCAGAUCUCAUGUAAUUUUCACAAUUGAGUAAUCCAUUUAUUUUAAUAAGAUUGCUCGUUGAAUGGAAGGACAAAUCAUAGAGAACAUCCAAAAUUCAAUUUAUUGAUUUAGCAGGAAGUGAAAGACUUGCCAAAACAGUUGCCAAAGGUUAAUUAUUAGAAGAAACUAAAAAGAUAAAUUAAUCAUUGCAUUGUUUGGGACAUUGCAUAAUGGCAUUAUCAAGCAGAAAAACCAAUAAGCAUGUUCCAUAUAGAGAUUCAAAGCUAACCUUGCUCCUUAAGGAAUGUUUGGGUGGUAAUUCUAAUACUUCCUUCAUUUGUGCUGUAAGUGCAGCAUCAGAGCAUGAAGAAAAAACUAUUUAAACUUUGAAGUUUGCUUAAAGAGCCAAAUUGAUUCUCAAUAAAGUCAAAAUCAACAUAAAACUUAGUUAUGAAUAGAUCGAAAAGUAAAUGACAAUGCUUAAAUAAGAGCUAUAAGUGAUGGAAAAGAUUCUUACAACAAAUGUAUUUCAUUUUAUAUCUUUUUAGGGAAUCAAAUAUGAUAAAUAGAUUUUUAAAGAAUAAAACUUUUAACUCUAAUUAGACUAAAACAUAAAUUUAGAUGAAUUAAAUGGAGAUUAUAGAAAAUCAAAAAGAAGAUCUCUCUAACCUUCAAGCAGUAAAUCAGAUAUUAAGGAAUAAUUUAGUUAUAGAUUUUAAUAGUAUCUUGAUUCUUAAAAUUCAAACCCCAAACAAAAUUCAAGUCCCAAUUCUAAACGCAAAGUUUAAAGGCAAUCAGGAGGCAAUUUAAGAUCAUCUUUACCAUGUUCUCUUGAUGGCUCAGAAGCCGAACCUGAUGAAAAUGGAGAACACGAUUUAAAUGAAGCUUAAUUAAUCUCUGCAUUGAAAUCUAUUAAUGAAACACCAAGAGAAUUAUCAUAAUUCGUAAGUGGAAGAACUUCUUAGGUUAAAUUUCAUACUUAAGAAUCCUAAUAUUAUUCAACUACAACUAAUUAAACUACAAACACUGAAUAAUUAUAAGAUAGGCCAAAAAAAAGAGAAAGCUGUUGCUAAGUCUUUUGA
Molecule: messenger RNA, 2017 nt
Organism: Paramecium octaurelia
Lineage: Eukaryota; Ciliophora; Oligohymenophorea; Peniculida; Parameciidae
Source: the annotation of a GenBank genome assembly